GCAGAGCGAGAGAGAGAGGGCGAGCGAGUCCCAUAGAGUCAGAGUGGGAACUCCCUCAGAGAGAGAGAGAGGAAGCUGUGACAUUGACACAUACACACUCACACACACUCACACACAUUCACACACAGCGGCGUCCAGCAGGUCAUACAUGUCGGUCAGAACAGGCUGUGACAUCACUGUGACAUCAUGAGUGGACACACUGACGGGCACGCAGAAGACAGGGCUCCUGUAGGGGCCUCGGACCCCCCAAACAUCCAGGACAUGGAGCUGAGGGAGGAGUGGCAGGACGACGGCUUCCCCAGACCUCUCCCAGAGGAUUGUGGGAGUCCAGAGGAGGCAGCGAGCCCAUCAGGAGGUGAGCAGCGACCAGCUCCGCCCACCAGCCUCGCCCUAUCAGGUACAGUUGGGGGUGGGGUUAAGAAGCGCCUGGUGGCCCCUUCUCUCAGCCUGACGCUGAGCGGCAGAGACCAGAGCAAUGAUGGUUUCUCUGCCGCCGCCCUGUCAGCGACGCCGGACGACACACCAUCACUGGACAUCAACCUGGAGGCGCUGGAGACGCCAUCAGACAGUGAGACAGGAACUCUGCCGGACAGCACGCAUGAGCUGGAGUGGGACGAUGACCUCCCCCGGAUGGGGAGGGACAGGACUGUGGGCGUGGUCAGAAACCCUGCGGAGCCAUCUGAGGGUCUAAUGGGAGUGGACCAGGUGGACAGCAGGGGGCGCCGCUGGAGGCGGUUCUGUAUCUCGGGACAGGAAUACCAGGUCAACAUGAGUGUCCUGGAGCCGUACCUGCAGGUCCUGUCACACGGAGGUUACUACGGAGACGGGAUGAAUGCCAUCAUCCUGUUCACUUCCUGUUACCUGCCGGAGAACACGGUGGAGGACUACGAGUACGUCAUGGACAACCUGUUCAGGUACAUUGUGGGGACUCUGGACCUGAUGGUCUCUGAGAACUACGUGCUGGUCUACCUGUGUGCCAUGGCUCCCAGAAACAAACUGCCGGCCAUCAAAUGGCUCCACCAGUGCUACACCUCCAUCGACAGGAGGCUGAAGAAGGACCUCAAGGGGCUGCUGGUGGUCCAUCCUGCCUGGUACAUCAAGGCUCUCAUCACUGUGGUCAAACCUUUCAUCAGUGAGAAGUUCAGCAGGAAGAUUCGGUUUGUCCAGAGUCUCCAUCAGCUCUCUGAGUUCAUCCCCACAGACAGACUGCAGAUCCCAGACACCAUACGCCAGUUCGACGAGAAGCUGAACAGAUGACGAUGACGGACUCUGACGUCGACAAACUGGAUGGAUCCUAAAGGUCAAAGAUCAGCAGCCUCUCAGCCUGCUGACCUCUGACCUACUGCCUGUACAGAAGACACACAGAGACUCUGGGUUUAUUUAUUCUGUCUUUGAACUGGGGGGGUAAGUUAAACUGUCUGUGGCUCUUAACUGUAAAACUCAGGUUCAAGUGUAAACACAACCAGCUGAUUCACACCUGCUGGAAGUAUUACAGGUGUGACUCAGGUGUGACCCUGUGAGUGUAUAAAAGUGGACUGACUGUAUUUUCCUUUCAUCUUCACCUCUGUGUUUGUUGGAGGUUUUUCUGUUUCAGCAUCAGCAGUGAACAGCUGUUUCACCUGCUCCAUCAUCCUCCUGUAAUAAAAGCAU
Seriola dumerili (greater amberjack) is the source of this 1650-nucleotide messenger RNA. It is a transcript of the gene bnipl, whose product is annotated as bcl-2/adenovirus E1B 19 kDa-interacting protein 2-like protein. The transcript is spliced from 10 exons. Gene Ontology annotation, biological process: apoptotic process. Gene Ontology annotation, cellular component: cytoplasm. The coding region runs from base 187 to 1257 and encodes 356 amino acids. NCBI's taxonomy places the organism in Eukaryota, Metazoa, Chordata, Actinopteri, Carangiformes, Carangidae. The record is from RefSeq and is a predicted model, not a curated record.